AUGAGAAUCUUUUCAGCCUCCAGCAUCACGCGUCGGGAAUCUCGCAACAAGUGGCUAGCUGCCGCGGAGGCAGCAGCGAGAGGGACCGUGGAAAGAGAAACCCAGAAGUCGAAUGCCGAACCAAAGCGCUACCUUGUUGACGGAAUGGAAAUUCUUAUGUCAACAUCCCCCGCAGUACCAGGUCAUGGUAUUGUUCAAUUUAAAGGGUUGGUGGAAGGCACAGCAGUGCGCGGACGCAGCGUCUUGGAGAUCUGGCGCCAACAACUGCAACAGCAGCUCGGCGGUGAGCAACAGUUGCUGCACGACUUGCUACAAGAAACUCGAACCUCUGCAUUGCAGCGCCUUGCAGAAGCGGCAGCAGCCGUUGGGGCUAACGCAGUCGUGAGCGUUCGACUGGUAACCUCGGGUUUGCAGCGAAUGCACGUUGAAUAUACGGCGUAUGGCACAGCCGUCAGGAUAGCGAAGUCAGCUGCUGCGUCUUCCAACUAA
Cyclospora cayetanensis is the source of this 489-nucleotide messenger RNA. RefSeq names its product UPF0145 protein CPE0882. The transcript is spliced from 2 exons. Lineage: Eukaryota; Apicomplexa; Conoidasida; Eucoccidiorida; Eimeriidae. The record is from RefSeq and is a predicted model, not a curated record. Bases 1 to 489 code for a protein of 162 amino acids.